AUGAAUCACGACCAAAAGCAUCACGAGGCCACAGCAUCCACCAGCGCCGUGGCCCCAUGUUUGAAAAGCACGGGUAAAGGUGCCAAGAAACGCCGUGGCGGCAUCCUUAUAGGUGAUGAGGAGGCCGAGGCGGAUGAAGACGACGAGGAAGAGAACGAUGAGAGUGGCAGUGGUCGACCUCCUGCGCCUCUCGGGUCUGGCUGUCCUCGACAUCGUCUGCGUUAA
Exophiala spinifera is the source of this 225-nucleotide messenger RNA. RefSeq lists its product as uncharacterized. The transcript has a single exon. The coding region runs from base 1 to 225 and encodes 74 amino acids. NCBI's taxonomy places the organism in Eukaryota, Fungi, Ascomycota, Eurotiomycetes, Chaetothyriales, Herpotrichiellaceae. The record is from RefSeq and is a predicted model, not a curated record.